Messenger RNA from Oikopleura dioica, 1953 nucleotides. The record is from the annotation of a GenBank genome assembly. NCBI's taxonomy places the organism in Eukaryota, Metazoa, Chordata, Appendicularia, Copelata, Oikopleuridae.
AUGAGUCGUCCUUUAAGCCACAACGACAGUGGUACGUCGGUUGUUGUCGAUUUUGGCUCGCAUACUGUGAGGGCUGGAUACUCGGGAGAAGAACUGCCCAAACAUGUACCAUAUAAUUUUGUCGGUGAAGUGGAAGUCGAUGGUAAGUCAAAUCGCUAUUGCGGCGACUCGGCUCAAUACGUCCGGGAUCCCAACAUUACCAUCGGCCGACCAAUGGAGAAUGGAGUUGUAAAAGACUGGGACCUAUUCGAUAGUAUGCUUAGCUACACACUACAUCUCUUCUGGGCGCAUGCAGAUGCAGCGGAGUUACCGUUUCUCUUUACAGAAGCUGCUUGGGCUCCGCCAGAAGACAGAAAAAAAUUGGCGGAGCUCAUAUUCGAGAAAAAUCAUAUCCCGGCUACAUAUUUUGCCAAGAGUCAAGUCUGUUCUGCUUUCGCAAACGGGAAGUCAACAGCCUUAGUUGUUGAUUCUGGGGCAACGCAUACGUCUGUCGUGCCUGUUAUUGAUGGAUUGGUACUCAAGAAAUCGAUAAAACAAAACGACAUGGGCGCACAAUAUGUUCAAAAAUGCGUUGAACGUUUCGCUGAGAAGAAAGGCAUCGACCUAGCUGUCCGACAGGAAAUAGAGUCUAAAGAAAAAGUUCAUCCUGGAGAAAAACCUAAAUUUGUAAAGCAAACCCAUAAGUGUUACAGCAGAUCAUGGCUCAGCCAACAGAAAGAACAACUUCUUGAGGACUGUGUUAAACACUUCGUCAGCAUUCCUGUUUCCCAAGCUGAUGUUCUCGAAGAUAACCAAGAAAAUAAAACUGUGAAAGAGUACGAAUUUCCUACAGGGUAUACACAUAUUUUUGGUACCGACAGAUUGGGGAUCGCCGAAAGCCUUUUUGUUCCGCAAGAUGAUAGAUCAUGCGUAACUUCUCUUGUGAAAGCAAGUGUAAACUCAUGUGAUCCUGAUUUGCGACCAACACUCAUGUCUGGAUGUAUAUUGGCGGGUGGGAACACUUUGAUUGAAGGUUAUGGAGAGCGAUUAAUAUAUGAGAUGCAAAAGAAGAACGCACCCACACUCAAAUUCAGAGUUAGUAACUCAAGCAAAAGCUCUCACAUCGAGUGGGAACGACAAUUUUCCUCUUGGACUGGAGCAUCAAUUCUGUCCUCGCUAGCGACUGUUAACGACCUUUGGAUAUGCAGAAAACAAACCCGCACUUUUAUGUCUACAGGCGAAGGCGAUCAGCGCCCUUUAAUCGCCGAAUUCGACGAGCGCGACUCGGUUAGCUACGAAGAAUUCGGCGGCACUCAAGACUACGUUAACUGUCCCACUUGCCAAGGCACUGGCAGGAUAUCCAGCUCGACUUCCCAACAACUUGUGGCGCUCAUUCCAUAUGACGACGAUAGGCUCAAACCAAAAAAGACUGCCAUGUAUGUUACUCUUGCAAUAAGCGGCGCGGUCUUCGUUUGUGGUCUCAUCGCCGGUAUGCUUGUCUACUUUAUGAUGCCAAGGCCUGUCGAAAUCAACAUGAUCGGGCUGGAACGAACGGGCGCUGAUUUUAAUCCUGAAACGAAUUCCUUGGCGAUGAAUUUUACGAUUCCAUUGUUAGCAAAAAACCCAAACUAUUCGAAUGCGAACUUGACAUCGACCGACGGCACCGUCAGCUUUAUGACAUCUCAAGUGGGAAAAGUAAAGGACAAGCGGUUUCACAUUUUACCGUCGAGAACGACGGAAUCUUGGCAGAAUGUGACAACGACUAUUAUCUUCGACCAGUCGAAUCAUCUUCAGUGGAUUUACGAGUGGUGCCAAGUAGGCGCGACGAAGAUUCUUUCACUAACAAUACAUAUAAAUGCGAAUGUAACGGUUCGCGGAACUGUGCAGCAAACAGCCAUCCAACAGCUUUGCUACGUUUCGUGCGAUCCAGAGAACAGGGACAGCCGAUCCAACUGUAACUACUCACCUUUUUGA